Oncorhynchus masou masou (cherry salmon) is the source of this 856-nucleotide messenger RNA. RefSeq names its product chromobox protein homolog 5-like. The coding region runs from base 282 to 620 and encodes 112 amino acids. The transcript has 3 exons. NCBI's taxonomy places the organism in Eukaryota, Metazoa, Chordata, Actinopteri, Salmoniformes, Salmonidae. The record is from RefSeq and is a predicted model, not a curated record.
GUCUCUCACUCUCGCUAUCUCUCUCACUCUCGAUGUCUCUCUCUCUCACUCUUUCUGGUUUGCUGAGUGUUUCUGAUGCACACAGCAGUUUGCUUUCUGUUCACACACAGUCAGGGUUGGAGUAAAAGUAUGGGUGAGGAAAGAACAGAGCAAUAUACAAAUACAUUCCUCUACAUUCCGGAAUACAUUCCGUUUCGACCAGAAGCGGUGCCUCCGCAUGACAACUCUUCACUGCUAAAGGUUGUCCGCUUUGUGGGCGUAGGCGUGAACCUAUAGAGACUAUGGAGAGCUGCAAAAGCCUGUCUGUAGAUGAAGAGGUCCAAGUGAAUGUCCCAAGAGACUGCUGGCAUAUCCUUAUAUGCCAUGAGUUGUAUGGGUACUUAUACAGACCUCCCCCUCCGCCUCGUGUCAUUGGAGGCCAGCCGGCUUAUACCGUCCAUCGGAUACUGGAUUCCCGCCGGGUGCAGCGGUCCUGGCAGUAUCUGGUGGACUGGGAAGGCUACGGUCCCGAGGAGCUCUCCUGGGUUCCUGCCAAAGACAUCCUGGACCCUGACCUCAUUCGUCAGUUCAGGGCCCUCCACCCUGAGAGAGCUGGUAGGAACGUCAGGAGCCGUUCCUAGGGGGGGGAUUCUGUCAGGAUUUGGCCAGGGUUGUUCCGGGUUUUGGUAUGUUAGCACCCAGCCCUAGUGUUCUGUGUAUUCUUGUCGUUUCCGGUGGAUGCUCUUGUGGAAUUCUGUUUUUAUUUUCGAGUAUCUCUUGAGGCUUUUUUGUGCUAUUCCUACCACCUUUUGGAUUUGCCAUUUUUUGUAUUGAAGGACUUCUCCUUUUUACUUUAUUAAAUACACCGUCUUAAGUA